GUCUCAGUGAUUUGACUACUCGACUUCUCCCGUGUGAUCAAGACCUCCGUUUCUCGUGUGGUAGCAUAUCUAACUCAAGGCUAUUUCUUCUACAAUGGGGUGCUGUACUGGACGCUGCACUCUGAUCUUCAUCUGCACAUUACAAUUGGUGCUGGCGCUGGAGAGGCAGGUGUUUGACUUCCUGGGCUACCAGUGGGCUCCCAUCCUGGCCAACUUCUUCCACAUCAUCGUGGUCAUCCUGGGGCUCUUCGGAACCAUCCAGUACAGGCCGCGCUACAUUGUGGUGUACACCAUUUGGACGGCCGUGUGGGUGGCGUGGAACGUCUUUAUCAUCUGCUUCUAUCUGGAGGUGGGAGAUCUGUCCAAGGACAGCGACCUCUUGACCUUCAACAUCUCGGCGCACCACUCGUGGUGGCGUGAGCACGGGCCGGGGUGCCUGCGGCGGGAGAUCGCGCCGGACGCCAUGGACAGCCACUCCUACGUGUCGGUGGCCGGCUGUCUGCUGGAGUUCCAGUACAUCGAGGUGCUGCACAGCAGCGGCCAGAUCCUCGUCUCUCUCCUGGGGUUUGUGUACGCCUGCUACGUAGUGAGCGCCAUCACCGAGGAGGAGGACAGCUUUGAUUUUAUUGGUGGAUUUGACCCCUUCCCACUCUACCAUGUCAAUGAGAAACCAUCUCACCUUCUCUUAAAGCCCAUGUACUUGUCUCCGUAAGUGAGGGCCUGCUCUGCUGGGGGAGGGAAGCUGGGGAGAUCGACAGGAAGAGAUCGAGGCUCUGGAGUCCCCAAACUCUCUUUCCUGGGCCGCCAUUUUGUUUCAGCCCGACCCAGCCCACGCCAGGCCACAGUGUCCACCUUCUCCUCCCUUUCCUGGGCCGCCAUUUUGUUUCAGACCGACCCAGCCCACGCCAGGCCACAGUGUCCACCUUCUCCUCCCGUUCCUCCUCCAUCUGAUCUGACCUGAUCUCAUCUUCUCAGUGCUUCUUGUUCUCUAGCUGGCCCUCUACGGUGUUCUGUUCACUAAUGACCACGCUUCCGACGCUCUGCUACCGGGGGGAUCG
Messenger RNA from Clupea harengus (Atlantic herring), 1058 nucleotides. It is a transcript of the gene nkain4, whose product is annotated as sodium/potassium transporting ATPase interacting 4. The transcript has 7 exons. Gene Ontology annotation, biological process: regulation of sodium ion transport. The coding region runs from base 95 to 712 and encodes 205 amino acids. The record is from RefSeq and is a predicted model, not a curated record. Lineage: Eukaryota; Metazoa; Chordata; Actinopteri; Clupeiformes; Clupeidae.